AUGGCCGUCCACCAUCCGCACCUUCUCGACUUCUCGCCGCCUCCGAACACGGUGGCCAUGGAGGCGCCCCCACCCCACUUCGACCACGGCCAACACCACCUCCUCGGGCUCCAUAUCGACGGCAACGGCAUGCCCGUAGGAGGAGGCGUGCCUCACCGCGUCCUCGCCGACGACGCGGUGGCGGCAUGGGCGCCGCAGGCCGCGGUCUCCCUCUCCCUGUACAACUACGACAACACGGCGGGAGGGUCUUCGUCGCUGUUCGGCCAUCAUGAGGCAGAGGCACAGUUCGCCGUGCCCCCGGCGGCGGUGUCGUCGUUGGCACUACCUAACCACCAGCAGCUGCCGACGACGUCGAGCAUGCAGCCGUUCCAGCUCAGGAGCUCCAAGUAUCUGGCCCCUGUUCAGGACCUGCUCAGCGAGUUCUGCAGCCUUGAAGGGGACCUGCACGCCAUGAACAAGAGAGCUCCGAGAGCAGCAGCGGGCAACAAGUGGGACGACGUGGACACGUCGUCGUCUUCCUCUGGCCUCUGGGGGCACCCGUCCCUGAGCUCCCUGGAUCUCUUGGAGCUUGAGAGGAGGAAGGCCAGGCUCUUGUCCAUGGUUGAAGAGGUGGACAGGCGGUACCGGCGAUACCGUGAGCAGAUGAGGGCAGUGGAGGUGUCGUUCGAGGCGGUGGCCGGAGCCGGCGCGUCGCAGGUGUACACGAGGCUGGCGCUGCGCGCCAUGUCUCGGCACUUCCGGUGCCUGCGGGACGCGCUGGUGGCGCAGGUGCGCGCACUGCGGAAGGCCAUGGGGGAGCGGGACGGCGGGCCUGGUGCGGCGGCCACGGCGGCGGGCGCCACCAAGGGCGACACGCCGAGGCUCAAGGUGCUGGACCAGUGCCUGCGGCAGCAGCGGGCGUUCCAGCACCCCGGCACCAUCGAGAACUACCCGUGGCGGCCCCAGCGCGGCCUGCCGGAGCGCGCCGUCGCCGUGCUCCGUGCUUGGCUCUUCGAGCACUUCCUCCAUCCGUAUCCAAAUGAUGUGGACAAGCACAUUCUGGCGCGUCAGACAGGAUUGUCAAGAAGCCAGGUUUCCAAUUGGUUCAUCAACGCCAGGGUGAGGCUGUGGAAGCCAAUGAUAGAGGAGAUGUACACGGAAGAAGUGAACCAGAAAUCAGACACGAGUCAAAACCCUAGCGGUGGCAACAUUGGCGGUGGAGUCGUCGUCAUCAAACCUGAGCAGAUGAGCACAACUGCAGCAGCUGCCAUUGGAGGAGACAGCCACUUCCGAACUAGUGCUGGGAACCCUAGCAGCUCCAUGAUUUCAUCCUCCAUUUUGACCGCCGACGGCGGCGGCGGUGGCCAUCUGUUCAGCAAUUAUCCGAGCAUGCACGGGAGCCACGGCGGCGCCGUGUCGCUUACCCUAGGGCUCCAACAGCAGCCGUUUGCGUCGACGAUGAUGCACCAGCAUUCACUGAUGUUGCAGGGUGACGAGCAAGAGCCGGUGCUGCCGUACAGAGACCUUAUGGGGUCUCAAUUGCUGCAUGAUUUCGCAGGGUAG
This is a messenger RNA of Miscanthus lutarioriparius, 1542 nucleotides long. The record is from the annotation of a GenBank genome assembly. NCBI's taxonomy places the organism in Eukaryota, Viridiplantae, Streptophyta, Magnoliopsida, Poales, Poaceae.